AUGAGGCUCACCACGAGAUACUCGACUAUGCUCGCCCCCCUCAUAUUACUCGCCUCGGCCCCUCUAGGCGCAAUGGCGGGCGACGUUUUGCAGACCAACGGCUUCAGCUCCUGUCUCGACGGCCCUUCGGACAUUAUAGUCAACAGGCUCGACAUCAAAUUCGACCGUUCCACCAAGAAGGUGACCUUUGAUGUCUCCGGCACAAACGAGAAGACGCAAAAGGUCAUGGCUACCCUCACUGUAGCCGCAUAUGGCCGAAACGUCUACAACAGAACCUUCAACCCUUGUGACGGUGACGUCAAGGUUGACCAGCUGUGUCCAGUUCCUUCUGGUACAUUCAGUGCAAAAGGUGAACAGAGCAUCCCAGACGACAUCAUGUCCCAGAUCCCUGGCAUAGCUUUCAAUAUUCCGGAUAUCGACAGUCAGGCCAAGAUGUACCUCCGAUCUAUUGACACCAACCAAGACCUGGCCUGUAUCACCUCGUCAGUCACCAACGGAAAGUCCCUUUCGACUACGGGUGUGCAGUACAUCGCCGCAGGACUCGCUGCCGGUGCUCUAGCCGUCUCUGGUAUGGCCGCCUUCGCGAGCGCCGGACACGCUGGCGCCCCUCAGUCCAGUCCUACCUUUGGAGAUGUCAUUGGAUGGUUCCAGGCCAUGUCACUUAACGGCAUGAUGAGUGCCGAUGUUCCUGGUGUCUAUCGCAGCUGGGCAAGUAACUUUGGUUUCAGUACUGGCCUUAUCUGCUGGGACGACAUGCAGCGCUCCAUUGACACGUUCCGUAAGAAUACCGGCGGCAAUCUCACCGAAAGCAACUACGAUUACCUCAAGAACGCGACCCUUGUCCACGUGAACCAGGACAAGAGCUUGAGCAAGCGCGCUAUGAACCUGCUUCUAUGGGCUCGUGACGAACUGAGUACCAACAUCAACCAGGGCUCGGCCCCACAGGAGAGCGACAACAAGAUCAUGAUCUACGCAAAGGACAUGCAGGGCUAUAUCCAGGAGUAUUCAAUCCCCGAUCGCAAUGCCUUCAUGACCGUUCUGCUCAUCUUUGCUAUUGUCGUUGCUGCCAUUACCGUUGGUAUCCUGCUCUUCAAGGUUAUUCUGGAAACCUGGGCCCUCUUUGGCAGCUUCCCCAAGCGCCUGACGAGCUUCCGCAAGCGAUACUGGUGGACCCUGGCAAAGACCAUUACCAACUUGAUUCUCUUGCUUUACGGUAUCUGGGUCCUCUACUGUGUUUACCAGUUCAAGAACGGUGACUCUUGGGCCGUCAAGAUGUUGGCUGGUAUCACGCUGGCUGCUUUUACCGGAAUUCUCGCCUUCUUCACCUGGAAGAUCUGGACCAUUGCGAACAAGUUCAAGAAGAUGGAAGGCAAUCCCGAUGUUCUCUAUGACGACAAGGAAGUCUGGCGCAAGUACAGCAUCUUCUACGAAAACUACAAGAAGAGCUACUGGUGGAUCUUCGUACCAGCCAUUGUCUUCAUCUUUGCUCGUGGAUGUGUCAUUGCAGGCGCAAACGGUCACGGUCUUGCUCAAGCCGCCGGUCAACUCAUUGUCGAAUCCCUGCUCCUCAUCAUGCUUCUCUGGGCUCGUCCGUACUCUCUCAAGUCUAGUAACUGGAUCAACAUCUCCAUUUCCGUUAUUCGCGUUCUGUCCGUCGUCUGUAUCUUGGUUUUCGUCGAGGAGCUGGGCAUGAGCCAGACGACAAAGACUGUCACUGGUCUUGUGCUUGUCGUUGUGCAGGCUACUCUGACUGGUGUUUUGGGCAUACUCAUCGCGGUCAACGCAAUCAUUAUUUGCUGCAAGGAGAACCCUCACCGCAAGAAGAGAAAGGAAGCCGAGAAAGCUCGUGACCUUGACAACCUUACUCCUCUCGACGCACGCAACUCGCUUCUUAUGGAUCCUCAAGAAUACAAGCGUAGCUCUCUUCCCUCGCCUUUUGGCCCCCGCACCGAGGGCUAUGAUCGUGUGCCUCUCGCCGAUCAGCACACCGCCUAUGCGGGUCCUGGUGGUCGCCAAUUUGGAGACGAUCAAGGCCACCUGCUUGCUGAUGCCUCAACAUUCGGCCGCGCACCUUCGCAUGACCGAAUGAGGAGUCACGACAGCAGCCCAGGACCCGACGCGGAGAUGGGAUACCAUCAACCUCCAGGAUACGUCCCCAACGCUCCCUGGCAACCUCAACCUCAACGAGGUCCGUACUAG
This is a messenger RNA of Bipolaris zeicola 26-R-13, 2199 nucleotides long. RefSeq lists its product as uncharacterized. Gene Ontology annotation, biological process: transmembrane transport; fungal-type cell wall biogenesis. NCBI's taxonomy places the organism in Eukaryota, Fungi, Ascomycota, Dothideomycetes, Pleosporales, Pleosporaceae. The record is from RefSeq and is a predicted model, not a curated record. Bases 1 to 2199 code for a protein of 732 amino acids. The transcript is spliced from 3 exons.